Messenger RNA from Parnassius apollo (apollo), 273 nucleotides. The record is from the annotation of a GenBank genome assembly. Lineage: Eukaryota; Metazoa; Arthropoda; Insecta; Lepidoptera; Papilionidae.
AUGUGGUUUGUGUGUAAUUCUAACUUUGAAAACAUUUGCACAGUACAAUGGGUUAAGAAGCGUACCGGGAAGCCGCUGGCGAUCAUUGAUCGUUUUACUUAUUACUGCGCCGUGAAGUCCACCGCCACGAGCACCUGGCGCUGCACGAAGGGAGGGCAGUGCAAGGCCAGAUUCAUCGUCAACAACAACAUGGAGAUCACACGCUCGUCCCUCCUUCACGAUCAUCCACCACCCAAUUACGUUAUACGCCAUGGAAUUUACCUUAAAAUCUAG